Messenger RNA from Castor canadensis (American beaver), 861 nucleotides. The record is from RefSeq and is a predicted model, not a curated record. Lineage: Eukaryota; Metazoa; Chordata; Mammalia; Rodentia; Castoridae.
AUGUUUUUCCUGACUCCGGUCUUGGUAGCUGUUGUCUGUGUUUUGAUUGUGUGGAUCUUUAAAAAUGCUGACAGGAACGCCAACAGGAAGAAGGGGGAGGCUAGAGUUCACCCCUGGGUGGAUGAAGACUUGAAAGACAGCACUGACCUCCACCAAGUGGAAGAAGAUGCUGAUAAAUGGCAAGAGUCAGAGGAAAGCAUUGAGCACAUCCCAUUCUCCCACACCCGGUAUCCUGAGAUGGAGAUGGCUAAGAGGUCUCAGGAAUUUUAUGAACUCCUCAACAAGCGACGUUCAGUCCCAGGUUCAUAGUAAUAGAGCAAGUCCCAGUGGAAAGUCAUUGACAAUGUCAUCAAAAGCAGCGGGACAGCCCCAAGCGGGGCCCACACAGAGCCCUGGACCUUUGUGGUUGUAAAGAACCCAGACAUGAAGCAUAAGAUCCGAGAGAUCAUCGAAGAAGAAGAAGAAAUAAACUACAGGAAAAGAAUGGGACACCGGUGGGUCACAGACCUGAAGAAACUGAGAACCAACUGGGUUAAAGAAUACCUGGACACUGCCCCUGUUUUGAUUCUCAUUUUCAAACAAGUACAUGGUUUUGCCGCAAAUGGCGAGAAAAAGGUCCACUACUACAAUGAGAUCAGUGUUUCCAUCGCGUGUGGCAUCCUGCUGGCUGCUCUGCAGAAUGUAGGGUUGGUGACAGUCACUACCACUCCUCUCAACUGUGGCCCUCGUCUGAGGGUGCUCCUGGGUCGUCCCCCACAUGAAAAACUGCUGGUGCUGCUCCCCGUGGGAUAUCCCAGCAAAGAGGCCACAGUGCCCAAGCUCAAACGGAAAGGUCUGGACCAAAUCAUGGUGACGGUGUAG